Linnemannia hyalina is the source of this 2307-nucleotide messenger RNA. The record is from the annotation of a GenBank genome assembly. NCBI's taxonomy places the organism in Eukaryota, Fungi, Mortierellomycota, Mortierellomycetes, Mortierellales, Mortierellaceae.
AUGGCCUCAAAGAACCUGGCAAGUCAACCACCACCCCACGGCAGCGACAUCAACGCGACCUGGGGUUUCCUCGAACAGGGAAUCGACCAGAUCAUGAACCGUCUCGAAGACGGUCUCACCUACAAGCGCUACAUGGAGAUUUACACUGUCAUCUACAACUACUGCACCACCAAGGCCGCCCCUGAUGGCAUGAGCGCCUCCAUCCAGACCCGAGGAGCAACCUUGGGAGGCAGUGAUUUGUACUCGCACUUGAUUCGUUACUUCCAGAAGCACCUCGAGGAGACCCGCAAGGACUCUGAAAAGUUCAUGGACGUCUCUCUGUUGGAGUUUUACACAAAGCAGUGGGUCAAGUUCACCGGCGCCUCGACCUAUGUCCACCACUUGUUCACCUACCUCAACCGCCACUGGGUCAAGCGUGAGAUCGACGAGGGUCGCAAGACCGUCCACGAUGUCGGAACUCUUGCCCUUGUGAGCUGGAAGGACAGUCUGUUCAGCCACGUCGAACGCAAUGUCAUGGCUGCCGUUCUUCAAUUAAUCGAGCGUCAGCGUAACGGCGAAGGAGUCGAAACCAGUCUCCUCCGCAACGUCGUCGAGUCUUUUGUUUCAUUGGGCUUGGAUGAAAACGAUUCAAAGAAGACCACCCUCGAGGUAUACCGCCAGUACUUUGAGAAGCCCUUCAUCGCUGCCACAGAAGUCUACUACAAGAUGGAGUCUGAAAAGUUUUUGAGCGAAAACAGCGUUACCGAGUAUAUGAAGAAGGCCGAGGUCCGCUUGGCAGAGGAAGAGAGCCGUGUCCAGAUGUAUCUCCACGCCAGCACACACAAGCCAUUAAUCCAAAACUGUGAGACCGUUUUGGUCAAGGGCCACACUGAGAUCAUUUGGGAGGAGUUCCAGAACUUGUUGAACCAGGAUAAGCAGGAGGAUCUCUACCGUAUGUUCUCCCUUCUUCUCCGUAUCCCCAACGGCUUGGACCCUCUCCGUGCCCGCUUCGAGGCGCAUGUCCGCAAGGCUGGUUUGAGUGCCAUUGAGAAGAUUGCUGACGAGUCGACCGAGACCCUGGAGCCCAAGGUCUACGUCGACGCCCUCUUGGAGGUCCACAAGAAGUACAACGAUCUCGUCCAGACUGCCUUCCGCGGCGAGGCUGGCUUUGUCGCAUCAUUGGAUAAGGCUUGUCGCGAGUUUGUUAACCGCAACAAGAUCUGCAAGUCGUCGACCUCCAAGUCUCCCGAGCAGUUGGCUCGUUACUGCGAUUCCUUAUUGAGAAAGAGCUCCAAGAACCCCGAAGAGAACGAUCUCGAGGAGAUCCUCAACAGCAUCAUGACGGUGUUCAAAUAUGUCGAGGACAAGGAUGUGUUCCAAAAGUUCUACUCCAAGAUGUUGGCCAAGCGUCUGGUCAACGACACUUCGGCUUCAGAGGAUGCAGAGGCUGGAAUGAUUUCGCGUUUGAAGGAAGCCUGCGGUUUCGAGUACACUUCCAAGUUGCAGCGCAUGUUUACGGAUAUGGGACUCUCCAAGGAGUUGAACGAUGCUUUCAGGGACAAGAUGGCUCAGAACCACGAUGCCGCUGACUCGACCGUCGAUUUCUCCAUUCUUGUAUUGGGUACCGCCUCAUGGCCCCUCCAGGCUCCCACGACCUCGUUCAACUUGCCCGAUGAUGUUGUCAAGACCUAUGAGCGCUUCCAGGCAUUCUACCAAGCCAAGCACUCUGGUCGUAAAUUGAACUGGCUGUUCCAGCUCUCCAAGGCCGAUCUCAAGACCAAUUAUAUCAAGUCGAGCAAGACUGGUUAUUCGUUCCAGACUUCGACCUACCAGAUGGGUAUCUUGCUCCAGUACAACACCGGUGUCUCAUACUCGCUCGAGGAGUUGCAAACCCAGACGAACCUCAACCCCGAUAUCCUUUCCGGUGCUUUGGGUAUUUUGGUCAAGGCCAAGGUCCUCCUUCUCGGCAACGGAGAGAACGUCGGCGAUGCCCUCACCCGCUAUGACCUCAACAUGGACUUCAAGAGCAAAAAGAUUCGUGUCAACUUGAACUUGCCACUGAAGUCUGAGCAGAAGGUCGAGACGGAAGAGACACACAAGACGAUUGAGGAGGACCGUAAGCUGUUGAUGCAGGCCGCCAUUGUGCGUAUCAUGAAGACGCGCAAGGUGAUGAAGCACGUCGCUUUGAUGAACGAGGUGAUCACACAGCUCCAGACCCGCUUCAAGCCCCGUGUGCCCGAUAUCAAGAAGUGUAUCGAUGUGCUGUUGGAGAAGGAGUACAUUGAGCGUGUCGAGGGACAGAAGGACAUGUUCUCGUACGUCGCCUAA